This is a messenger RNA of Acromyrmex echinatior (Panamanian leafcutter ant), 2530 nucleotides long. RefSeq names its product homeobox protein PKNOX2. Gene Ontology annotation, molecular function: DNA binding. NCBI's taxonomy places the organism in Eukaryota, Metazoa, Arthropoda, Insecta, Hymenoptera, Formicidae. Gene Ontology annotation, biological process: regulation of DNA-templated transcription. The record is from RefSeq and is a predicted model, not a curated record.
AAAGACAGACCAGUGGAAGGAGUAAACGGGGUGGAUGGUCGCGUUUGUGCGGAAAAAAUGUCCGGCUACCGGAACUUAUCAUCUACGUGAACGUGCGACGAACGGUACUCGUGAAUGCUCGUGAACGUGGUGAGCCACCGGUGCUAACGCGUAAAACCGGCUCUGAUUGAGUAUUGGCGAGUGGCGGUGAGUGGCGGUUUCUUUCCAGAACGAACGAAUAUCAAAAGUGUGCGCGUCCUUCCCCCUCCGGCACGUGCACAUUGUACACGGACGAAACACGGGGCUCUCACCCUUCGUCGCGCUGCGUAAUUGCGUGAAAACAAAACGAACGAGACGUAUCGCGCAACGGUGGUGGUGUAGCGUACCGCUUUUAGGUGGAUCGACCCUACUGUUAAAUCACGAAUCCUCCAAUCGAACGGAUUUAACGAGCACCUUGAACGAGUAAUUGAACCUUAGGCGUAAAGGAAACGGAGUCUCGGGGAAUCCAGAUGAGAAUGGGAAUUGCCAAGGGGGAAUGAUAGGAUGCAAGAGGGUAAUACCGCCGUUGCGCUAGCGAUGGUGACCCCCGGAUACGAUCAGGACCCUGCGAGUGGGGUCGCCGAUUACACGACUCAUCAGGAUCAGGCCCAGUUCGAAGCCGACAAGAGAGCCGUUUAUAAACAUCCACUCUUCCCGCUGCUGGCGUUACUCUUCGAAAGAUGCGAACAAGCGACCCAGAGCUCGGACAACUCCACGUCCGAAAGCUUCAACAUGGACAUACAGGCUUUUGUCCAGCACCAAGAAAGAGACCGAAAGCCUUUCCUGAUCAAUGACCCCGAGAUUGACGGUUUGAUGAUCAAAGCGAUACAGGUGCUACGUAUUCACCUAUUGGAGCUGGAGAAGGUGCAAGAGUUGUGCAAGGACUUCUGCAACAGGUACAUCACGUGUCUGAAGGGCAAGAUGCAGAGCGAAAAUCUGUUACGCAGCGAUUACAGCCACCACGGGCACGACAUGGGUCCGUCGAGUGGAAGCAACGGCAGCAGUCCGUUGCAGGUGCUGUCAUCUACAGGCAAUGAUGUUGAGUCGGGAGCUAACGGAUUCAGAGUGAGCCGUGGGGACGCCGUGGCGGAGAACGAUGGCGCGAAUUCGCACACACGGGAAGAGAGCGUUAAUCACGAUCCACUUUCGUCGGUCCGACCGUCUUCCGCCGUCCAGCGCUCGGGCAAAUCCACUAGCCAGGACCACGACGAUCCGCUCUCACCGUCCACUAUACAUGGAAGCACGCCUCUCUCGCAAAUCGGGGCGCAUCCAUGCGCCCCGGUUAACGACAUGUAUCUCGGCCAAGACAUUACAGUCGCAGCUUCUCCUUCCCCUGCGGCGAGCGAAGAUGAGGAGGAGAGUGCCAGCAACACAGCUUCGAAUCACGCUGGGAAUCAUAGAAAUAAUCACGGUAGCGCUAGAAAGGGACGUCAGAAACGAGGUGUCUUACCUAAACAGGCAACUAGCAUCAUGCGAACGUGGCUCUUUCAGCAUUUAGUACAUCCUUACCCAACCGAAGACGAGAAGCGUCAGAUUGCUAGCCAGACAAAUUUAACGUUACUACAAGUGAACAAUUGGUUCAUCAACGCCCGUCGACGAAUCCUACAACCCAUGUUGGAUGGCGCGGGCACUGACGCGACGUCGCGCGCAGGAAAACGUCAUAAAACUUCGAAACAUGCAGUGCAGCAACAAGCGGCUCAGCAGCAGCAAGCGAGCUGGCAGUCCGAUGAUUCGGCGAGUGAUUCGGGUUCUAGCGACGGUGAGGGAGGUGCCGCUAGAUCGAAAGACGGUAACGAUAGCGAUGAGGAUGAUCUUCACUGACCUCUGUCGAUCACCGAAACGUCAACCUCUUUACGGUACCUUCAAAUCCAGUUGCUCAUUACAGUAUUAAGAUAUUCGGGAAUAGAUAUCGCUUUAACUGUCAAAUACGUAAUUAAUCUUGUGAAAGUUAAGAAUAUGUGGAUAGAGGUUAUCACGCUCUCUGAUCAUUCGAUACUUUGAUAGCAUUCAUCAGCUAUUCAACCGUCUGCUUUUUUAUGACAACUGAUUAGAUUUUUAAUCUCGGCUCACAUAUUAUCCACACGUUUUAAUGGACUGGGAGAACUGAGAUUGAAUAGGUACUAGAAAGAGCACCUUACUUUUAAGUACAUCUAAUUCAAACGAACAUACAUACGUUUGUAUUGUGUUAUUUGAGAAAUGUUAUUUAUUUUUCGAUGACAAAUUUUUAAGUAAACUGCGCACAAAUGAUGAAGAUAAACUGAGUUUUUUUUUUGGAAUCACAAUUGGAUCUUUUGUUAAUUAUAAUUACAUUGCUUGUAACAAACGUAUGUUUCUGAUGAUUUAGUCUCCAUAUGAUGUCUUAUUUAUGACGCCUAUGGAUGCGUUUCACUUAAUGCUCGCAAUGCUUAUAAAAUUGUUUUAUCCUUGUUGUUUAUCAAAUGUUAAACAAGGUCAAAUAAUGCUCGUGAGUGUUAUAAGCACUGAAUGAAACGCAUCUUAUGUAAUGUAUGUA